Molecule: messenger RNA, 2319 nt
Organism: Anastrepha obliqua
Lineage: Eukaryota; Metazoa; Arthropoda; Insecta; Diptera; Tephritidae
Product: chitinase domain-containing protein 1
Exons: 6
Coding region: 378-1589 (403 amino acids)
Biological process (GO): carbohydrate metabolic process
Cellular component (GO): extracellular region
Molecular function (GO): oligosaccharide binding; chitin binding
Source: RefSeq, a predicted model, not a curated record
UGCUUACUUACAAACGAGGUAAUUCGCUUUAAAAAUAUUGUAUAGCGAACUAUGUAUUCGAAGCAAGGAUGAUAGAUUACCUGAAAUUUUUUUACAAUAUAUUCGAAUUAGCUGGGAAGUGAAUUACGAAUGAGAGAGCGAAUUAUGAAUGGCAGAGCUAAUACGUGCCGUGGGAACUUAGCUUAAGAGAAACCUAAAUAAUCAAACAAUCCAACAUGACUUUAUGGAAUCAAGUAGCCGGUCAAUAAUAUAAGAAUAUAUAAAUAAACGCUGGUAGGAGUGGGUGGUUUACCUCUUCUGGUGACAUAUUUCAACUUCAAAAGGCCAGUCUGUUCGUGCAUGUUAUAAAGCCAAUUGAAAAUAGUGAACAUACGAACAUGCCGACCACUGCCACAUAUUCACUUCUAAUAACCGUAUUAUUGAUUGUGUUUUCAACGAUUGAAGCUACAUUAUCACCAAGGAAAGGACGUGCUGAAAAAACCAAAACAAUUAAACCUUUAAAUGUGUUAGCUGGACCUCACGAUGAAUCCGUUUUCGAAAGAAAUCUAAUUGAUAUGCGUCCCCUACCCCAAGAUAUUCUAGAGCACAAUGCGGCAUAUUACAAGGAUACUUCAUUGCGGAAUUUCAACGGCACUGUACUUGGCUAUGUUACGGCGUGGAACUCACAUGGGUAUGAUGUGGCAAAAUGGUUUGCGCGAAAAUUCGAUAUUAUCUCCCCGGUGUGGUUUCAAAUUGUCAAAAAUGGUGAUGAAUAUGAAUUAGCUGGCACACACGACAUUGAUCGAAGUUGGAUGCGAGAAGUGCGCCGCAAGGGUAAAAACGAUCGUGGUACUGCAGUAAAGAUUUUUCCACGUUUCAUAUUUGAUAAAUUUACGGAACGGGAUUUUUCUCGAUUGUUGAGUUUGGAGAGAGAGCGGGUGCGUCUAAAUGAACUGUUAGUAAAUGCUUGCAAACAAAAUGAAUUCGAUGGCGUUGUUAUAGAGUUUUGGACGCAAAUUGGAGGACGUGUGGACGAACAUUUUCUCAUUACAUUGGUGCAACAAUUACAUGAAGCACUCAAAAAGGAAAAUUUACGUUUAAUCCUUGUGAUACCGCCAUAUCGGCAAGAGGUUCCAAACUUAUUCACUGAAAGGCAUUUAAAUCAACUAUAUAAACAUGUUUAUGCAUUCUCACUAAUGACUUAUGACUAUUCGAAUGUACAAAGACCAGGCGCAAACUCCCCUUUGUAUUGGGUCCGCCAGUCAGUUGAACUACUAGCUCCUGCUACAAGCCACGAUGUUAAGACGAAACGUCGCAAAAUUCUUUUGGGCCUUAAUAUGUAUGGAAAUGAUUAUACAUCUGACGGUGGUGGGCCAAUUGUAGCUGCACAAUAUUUAAAACUUUUGAAUUAUGCAAAAAAACGUGUACCUUUCGAUGAGCUGGAUGUGGAAAACUACUUUGAAGUGAAAGCCGAGGAUGGUCGACAUAUGGUGUUUUAUCCCAGCCUUUAUUCCGUGCAUGAACGCAUAAAACUCGCUCAAGAAUUGGGUACUGGCAUUUCUAUUUGGGAAUUGGGUCAAGGCUUAGAUUAUUUUUAUGAUCUCUUUUAAUGAUGUUAUUUAAAUACUUAAUAAUAUAAGCAAUUAUCGUCGUGGGUAAGUAAGUUAUUAUUUAUACGAAUGCAAAUCAAAAAUAAGUGAUAAGAAACUAAACAUUCCCAGUAAAAUGCUGAUAUAAGGACACAAGCGUAUUUGAAAUCCGUUUGCGACUAAGAAUGUAACCAAUAAACUUUAUGGGUGUCUAUUCUCAUAUUUAUAUAUUUUUUAAUUCUAUCACUUUAAAGGGAUAUAUGUAUAAAUAAUUUUUAAAUUUGAAAUGGUAUUAGUGAUAGUAGCUGCAUUUUUUAAUGUGUGACACAUCGGUUGUUAUGUUGGAAGUUGUUUUUAGUUCGAUCCCACUUUCUCGUACAUGGGAAACCUGUUAGUUGUUCUUAAUGGCGAUAGCGAUUGGAAGGCAAUGCCUCCAAGAGUAUUUCUAUCUCAAAAACGCAAAAAUUAGGAAUUCGUAACACGGAACACAAGGGAUUUUUUUAAUAGAAGUUAGAAGCAUCAUUACAUAGUGCAGACCCUUCAAAAAACACGUUUCCUAAACCUAGCAUUAGAUGUUCUCAAUUAAACACUGAGCGAUACACCAAGAUAGGCAGGACCUAGUAACAACAGCAAAACCAAUCGGUGUGUUCUAAGUUUCUGAAUUUUUCUAUGUACGAUUAUAUUAUAUUUUUCGAUUAUAUUUAUCCUUUGUUUUCUACUCUUCUCAAUAGAGUAUAUCCUAACAAAAUAC